This is a messenger RNA of Phaeoacremonium minimum UCRPA7, 2526 nucleotides long. RefSeq lists its product as hypothetical. The record is from RefSeq and is a predicted model, not a curated record. The transcript is spliced from 3 exons. Lineage: Eukaryota; Fungi; Ascomycota; Sordariomycetes; Togniniales; Togniniaceae. Bases 1 to 2526 code for a protein of 841 amino acids.
AUGGCCAACGUCAAUAAGCCAGUCGAUCUCAAGAAGAAGGAGGAGGAUGUCAACAGGAAGCUCCAGUUUUACGGCAUCAUCAGCGCAUUCCAGAACGGCAAGGUCCCUUCGAAUGAUCAGAUCGAUGUUGCUCUGAACAGCUUUUUGGCGUCCAGGGCUCUCGCCUCACCUUCUCAGAAGCUCUCCUCAGAAGGCCGAGACCUAGUAGCUGAUGUCCAAGACGUCGUGAAGCAGGCGAAGCAUCUGUUGCUCUCCAAGAAUGAGGGCAAUCUUCUACAGGACUUCAUCUGGCAGACCCAGCAAUUUGAGCCUAGCGCUAUCAACACGCCCAAUGCCCCAGUCGAUAAGGAAACUGCGAAACAGCACGGCAACCAGGCUCUGGAGGGUUUGAGAACCCUGGGUACUUUGAUCAUCACCAACGGCCAGUUCCGCAAACUUCUCCAAGAUAGCGUCACUCUACUUCGUGAUGUGGCUGCUGAUGCUGCUACUAACGCUGCCGGUAAGGUCCGUCCUGCUGACGAGGAUCUAUCUAAGAUCGACCACCCGGCUCCUGACAACACAUGGCAUGACACCCCUGAUUUCUCCAAGGAGAACUUGAAGAAGCAAGCCCAGGGAGUGUACAAGGGCAACAACCCGAAGGACGAUCUCCGCGAUGCCGCUGGCAACGCUACUCAGGCUGCUCACCCCAGCGGCUCUAACGACCCCCAUGAUCUUGCUGCCACAGCGGCUCAGGAUCGUGCCCAGGGCACCCAAUCUGGCGUUGACGCUCGCUCUGGUCUCUCCGCUGCGAAGAAUACCCUCCAGCAGCGUGUAGACGCCAACGUUGACGAUGACACCAAGGAAUCUGCCAAGCAGAGCGCGGAGGAAUAUCGCCGUCGCACUAAGGAGUACCUCAAGAAGAAGAUGCCCGAGGAGCGCCGCGAACAGACUAUUUGGCGCCUCAAGAAGAUGGUGAUCGAAUGCCAGCAACACCCCGACUAUCAGCAGGCUAUCUCCACUCUGCUCGACCUUGCUGAGGAAUAUGGAAGCCACGCUAAGCACGUUACGCGUGGUGGCACUGGCACUGUGCAACAAACUCGCACACACCUCCAGCAGGCCGAGGAUGACCUGAAGACCUUGAUUGAGCGAUUCGCCAACGGAACCUCCAGCGACGACUUGUGGGACUCCAUCAACCAGAUCUACAAGGAUGCUGAUAACGACCCGGAACUGAAGGAUUGGUUCAAGGCUCUAGACCGUUAUGUCCGCCGCUCUCUCCAGCAGCAGGGUUAUAUCCUUGAGGACGAGUCUACCAGGGAGUGGGAUCGUCUCUAUGACCACGGCAACUACCUCCUUCGCGAGAAGUAUCGAUCGCACACCGACCGCAUUGUCGACGAGAUCAAGUUCCUGGCCGACCAGUUCGACCAAGACGCCCAGAACAAGCGCUUUGCUCAGUCCGUGACGAAGCUGUUCAAUGACCUUGGCAACGAUGAGAAUGGCAAGGCUACAUUCAAGCCACACUUGAUCAAGGAUCUGACUGACGUCAUUAUCCCUGCUAUUCUUGAGAAUGUUUCUUACGUCCCUGUUCCUCGCAUUGAGUACACAGAUCCUGAGGUUGACGCUGUUAUUGAGAACCUCGUCCUCGAGAGUGACAACUUUGCUCCAAAUGUCCUCGAGAUCUCAAGCGAGAACUACCUGCGCUGGGGCCGCAAGAAGAUCGCCAACAAGAGCAAGCAUGCCUUUGAAGUUAAGGUCGCCGGCAUCCAGAUGGACUUGCGCGAUGUUUCUUACCACAUCAAGCGCAAGCAGGGCUUCCCAACCAUUACCGACACUGGAGUCGUGGACAUUCUCCUGCCCGGCGAUGGCUUCAGCUUCAAGCUUAAGUUGUCGACUGCUGAUGCUAAGGACAAGCAGAACUUCUUCAAGGUUGAUAAAUUGGAUGUUGACAUCAAGCACCUCAAGAUCAAGGUGAAGAAGUCCAACCACAAGCUACUCUUCUCUCUCUUCAAGGGUAUUGCCCUAAAGGCCAUGCGGCCCGCCAUUCAGAAGGCCGCUGAGAAGGCGAUCAAGGACAACUUCAACAAGCUUGACGCCCUGCUCUGGCAGGUCAAGCAGGAGGCUGACCGUGCUCUCGACGAGGCCAAGUCAGAUCCCGAGAAUGUUCCCAACAUCUACAGCCGCUAUGUCUCUGCUGCCCAGAAGCAGAUUCUGCAGGGUAAGAAGAAGGCUGAGGCUGUCGCUGCCGACAAGAAGGCCAAUGUCGCCAUCACCAAGGAGGACAGCAUCUUCCCUAACAUCCACCUUCCUGGUGGCAUCAGCUCCAAGGCUACCGAGUACAAGGAGCUGGCCCGCAAGGGAGACAAGUGGGAGAGCCCGGUGUUCUCUAUUGGUGCCGCUUCCAAGAGCAAUGAUAUUCCAGCAGCACCCAAGGUGGAACGCAAGUCCCACGCUGUGAACGGCGCUAAGAAGGCUGCUACCAACGGCGGCUACACAAAUGGAGGCAGCAACCUCAACCCAAACACCACCAAUCCUGCUGCGACUGCAUACUAA